AUGAUUGUUAUAAUAAUAAAGAUGUCAUAUAGGUUCGGUUGGCUAAGAGAAAGGUCUCGCUCACCCAUUCGAAGACCUCAAAAUCACUCAAAUAACCUCCCAGCCACAUUUCCAACACAAAAAUUUCACAAUGACUUACCAGAAUCCAAGUUAUUCAAAGAAAUCAGAUCCACAGAAUCCAAAGAUUCUCCCUUUCAAGCUCCAUGCAAGCAACUCUUAGAGAUGAGAAAUCACCAAGAAGUUAACCUCCCAGCCAAGCAGCUAUGCUAUGAAGAAUGGAGAAUACCAACGGCUUGCCCUUCCCCUUCUCAAUCCACAGAUACAGCUUGCCAUUCCCCUUCUCAAUCCUUAGAUUGUGAAGAUAAUUUAAUAUGGUCCGGCUUUUUAUCCCGUUCAAAGAAAUAUAAAGUAGGAGUAGACGCUAACUUACUUAAAGGCUGCUUUGAACUCCCUUCCUCAGUGUAUCAUUUAGAUAUACCUUUUAGAUCACCUUUCCCAGUAAACAAAAAACCUAUUGCUUUGCUAAGACUUGAAUCUUCUAAUAAUACACAAGACGAUUUAUUUAAAACUUACAUUGAAUAUUUUUCUAAUAAACAUCGCGCUGGUUAUGCUCCUCUCGGGAAGCAAGGUAUUUAUAUUAUUCCUUAUGGAAAUUUCGCUAAGUCUUUAUAUCCUAAUAUAGAGCAGAAUCAGAUGCUUGGAUUUGUUGUUGACGCGUCCACUAUGGAAGAUGUAGAGUAA
Blepharisma stoltei is the source of this 741-nucleotide messenger RNA. The record is from the annotation of a GenBank genome assembly. Lineage: Eukaryota; Ciliophora; Heterotrichea; Heterotrichida; Blepharismidae.